Molecule: messenger RNA, 863 nt
Organism: Eupeodes corollae
Lineage: Eukaryota; Metazoa; Arthropoda; Insecta; Diptera; Syrphidae
Exons: 2
Coding region: 93-815 (240 amino acids)
Cellular component (GO): extracellular region
Molecular function (GO): chitin binding
Source: RefSeq, a predicted model, not a curated record
GACAUCAGUUUCAAAUAGACAUUUGCAUUGAUUGAUUCUUAGAAUUUAAGUUCAAACAUUGACAUCAAGGAAACGCAAAGGUUUAAGAAAUCAUGCAUAAGACUUUGGGGGUAUUGAUAACUCUCCUAAUUGGAUUUGUUUGCGUUCAGAGUUUUGCUAUUGAGGCCCGUUGGAGUGGUGUAAAUAACGAAGUCUAUUCGAAGUAUGUUUGUAAUGGUAAGGAAAAUGGCGCCCGAAUUAUGGUAGUUGGAUCAUGUACUCAAUACUAUGAAUGCAAAUCUGGUGAAAGCACUGUCAAAACUUGUAGGAGUCCAAACAAAUUUUUCGACUCAUCAUCAGAAAAGUGUGUGGCGAAAUCAGACUGCAUUGAACCCAAAGGUGAUUGCUCGACAUCAAAGCCUAAGCCGACACCACCUUGUAACAAUAAGCCCACAACACCAUCUACUCCAAAACCAACUGAGCCAUCCAAGCCCACUAAGCCCACCAGGCCAACAAAACCAACCAAGCCAACACCAACCACUCCCCAGGAUACCCCAUGUGAGAUCAAAGGUCAAAAUGAACAGCAAAAGUUGCAGGAAGAACUUGAAAAGCAAUAUGCUGAAUUUUUUGGUAAUUCUGGACAGAAGUGCGAAUCCCGUGGUGGAUCUUGCCGCGGCCUCCCAAAUGGAACUUUGAUCCCCCACAAAGACAAUUGCCAAAUGUAUUUGGUCUGUUUUAAUGGCUGUGGUGCUGAAAAUAUGUGUCCCGCUUCGUUACUUUUCAACUCUGAAACACGAUUGUGUGAUAAAAGAGAGAAUUCUAAAUGCAGUUUGUAAAUCUUGUUUCUAAAAAUAAAUACAACUUUAAGGAAUUGAAAAGUAAAA